Molecule: messenger RNA, 368 nt
Organism: Meloidogyne enterolobii
Lineage: Eukaryota; Metazoa; Nematoda; Chromadorea; Rhabditida; Meloidogynidae
Source: the annotation of a GenBank genome assembly
UAUACACAGUAAUGUCAUCAAUUAAUAUUUAUUGCCUUCUUUUUGUCUUCACUACUUUUUUAAUACUUGAAUUUACAAAUGGUUGUGUUCCACUGUAUAAAGAAGGUUGUACUUCAAGGAGCUGCUGUAAAAAUUUACAUUGUACACGUACUUUUGCCAUAGGAAGAGGAACUAAACGUCCAAGAUUUCAAUGCCUUCAAAGCUUUUGCUCAACUAAUAAAUGUCUUGCAAAAUUUGAUAAUUGUUGUUAUCCUAGGAAAUGUAAUUCUCAAGGUCACUGUGCUCUUUGUGAACUUCAUAAUGAAAACUGCGAUCACGAUGAUGAUUGUUGUAUUGGGGCCUGCAGAGGUGGAAAAUGUACAAAAUAA